Messenger RNA from Spinacia oleracea (spinach), 1141 nucleotides. RefSeq names its product zeatin O-xylosyltransferase-like. Gene Ontology annotation, molecular function: UDP-glycosyltransferase activity. The record is from RefSeq and is a predicted model, not a curated record. Bases 318 to 923 code for a protein of 201 amino acids. The transcript has 2 exons. Lineage: Eukaryota; Viridiplantae; Streptophyta; Magnoliopsida; Caryophyllales; Amaranthaceae.
UUCAAACGCACGUUUCUCUCUCUUCAUUCCCGACAAUAUCAGACUUUCUCUCUCUACUUCUCUUCAAAUUUGCUGCGAUUUUUGUCUCUUCAAAAUUGCUGCUUCAAAUUUCUUCAUAUUUGCUUCGAUUUGUGAGUGCAUUUUGGAGUUGGAUUUUGUACUAAUUUUGAGAAAUUAUGCGAACGUCUCUUUCAGAGUUUUCAAGCUUGAGUUCGUCUGUAUUGUUUUGGUGAAUAAAUUUCUCAAUGAUAGAGGCGCCGUGAAAGGGUAGCUCAGAGAACAAACACGAGUGCCUAGAUUGGCUUGAUCAGCAAGAGAUGGACUCGGUGAUCUAUGUUUUGUUUGGGACUACAACAUCGAUGACAGAGGAACAGAUCAGGGAAUUGGUGGAUGGACUGGAGAGGAGAAAGCAUAAGUUUGUGUGGGUGUUGAGAGAUGCUGACAAAGUAGACAUUUUAAAAGAAGAUGGGUCGCCAAAAGGCCAUGAUGUACCCGAGGGUUACAAGGUGAGAGUUAAAGGCCUUGGAUUGGUAUUAAAAGAUUGGGCACCCCUGCUAGAGAUCCUAGGACAUCCAACUACUGGAGGAUUUAUAAGUCAUUGCAGGUGGAAUUCUUGCCUCGAAAGCUUAAGUAUGCGAGUGCCAAUUAUAACAUGGCCUAUAUACUCAGAUCAGCCAAAGAACAGUAUGUUGGUUACAAAGGUGUUAAGAAUUGGUGUGGUUGUGAAAGAUUGGGCUCACCGUGAUGAGCUUAUAACAUCGAAUGUAGUAGAGAGUGCUAUCAGGAGAUUGUCGGCUUCAAAUGAAGGAGAAGGGAUAAGGAAGAGGGAAAGAAAAUUGGGAGAUGCAGGCAGAAAGUCAGCUGCCAAAGGUGGUACCUCUUGCAUAGAACUGGAUUCUUUUGUGUCUCAUAUUACCAGAUAACUGAAUUCUAGAGAUGGUGCUGACAUAUGUUCUCUGUUUUGAUCAUCAAUUUGAAAGUACCGCAUUUAUCAACACCUUUUGGGUUGAUAAUGUACACAACUCAUAACCAGGAUUACAUAGUGGUUUGAAGUGGUGACAAUUACAGUUUUAUCAAUUAUAUUUUUCUCUUAAAUGUUUUCUGAAAACCUAUUAGCUCAACCGGUAAAGCACUAUGAAAA